Molecule: messenger RNA, 1083 nt
Organism: Medioppia subpectinata
Lineage: Eukaryota; Metazoa; Arthropoda; Arachnida; Sarcoptiformes; Oppiidae
Source: the annotation of a GenBank genome assembly
AUGACUCUGGAUCUGUUGGAAGUGCUCGCCAUCGAUGGCCACUCUAUUGACUACUUCCUCAUCGACCAGAAGCCAUCGAAAUACUGUCGCAUAUGCGGUGACAUAGCGUGUGGCUUUCAUUUCGAUGCACUGAGUUGUGAGUCGUGUAAGUCAUUCUUUAGGAGAAAUGCCUUGAAAGACAUGGAUGACAUUAAAUGUUUUUUGGGCCGCAAUUGUGAGAUAACUGUCGGCAAUCGGAAACGCUGUAAGAGAUGUCGUUUGGAUAAGUGUUUGGCCGCAGGAAUGAAAACACAUUUGAUUUAUUCACGAAAACACAAAAAGGAUAUAAAUGUAAAUAUAUCGGAACAACAACUGGUGUCUAUCAAUAGACCGCUCACUGAUUACAGCACUGUUUUCAAUGAAUUAGAGGCCAAUCGAUUCACUGAAUUAUUGAAUGGCACUAAAAAAUUUCAAAAUCUCGUCGACAUUACGAAUAGGAUAUUCAUCGAUGAGAUGAGCGACGGAUUAAAUGUAUUAAAUAUUAAACACGAGAAUGGGAUCAGAGAUAUCGUUCAAAUGUCGGGACUAUUGGCCAGUUUUGGUGAUCUCUGCGAAAACGAUCGCUUAAUUUUGAUUAAAUACUCGUCGAUUGAGAUCAAUAUUUUACGUAUGGUUUCGUCGUUUAAUUUUCAAGAAGGUUAUUGGGAUAUAGUUUUGGGUGAUAGUUCGUACAUGGUUAGAUUGGACCUGCUCAAUCACCAUAAAGUACCUGGCGAAAUUGAAAGUAGUUACGAUUGUCAUAAAAACUUUUUGCAAUGCAUUGGACACGACUGGGAAUCGGAUCCACUUAUACUUGAUUUUUUGACAGCUAUUCUCCUAUUUAACCCGAAUCGGCCGCAUUUGAUCUACCCGUCAGCCAUUAAGUAUCAACAGAAUAUAUACAUAUAUUUAUUUACCCGAUAUUUACGAAUGAAAUAUCGGUCGGAAUUGUUAUCGUCGGCCAAAUAUAUGCGUUUAGAAAUAGAGCACUCUAAACACCAUCACUUGCCCGACCCCUUACACACUGCACCGCUAUUUACAGAGAUUUGCACUCGCGUUGAAUGA